AUGAUGUGAAGUGACGUGCAGUUGAUGGAUACAUACGCAGAAUCGUAGGAUCACGUAGGAUAUCUGUGUAAUUUUUUGGUGGCGAUAUAUAUUUGACAGAAAAGUCAUGACUUCGCUUCUCGCGCCAGAAAUUCCAUCGCCGGGCUUUUCCUUUGAUCUCUGUCAAAGAAACAGUGCCUUGAUUAAAAAAGGCUUUGCUGCUCCGAAAGCAGUCAAGACAGGUACUACUAUUGCUGGUGUAGUAUAUAAGGAUGGUGUUAUUCUUGGUGGUGAUACGCGAGCUACGGAGGAUACGAUUGUUGCAGAUAAAUAUAGUUUGAAAAUUCACUAUCUUGCUCCCAAUAUGUAUUGUUGCGGAGCUGGCACAGCGGCUGACACUGAAAUGACUACUGAGAUGAUAGCCAGCCAAUUGGAGUUGCAUCGCUUGAAUACUGGUCGUAUUGUGCCGGUGUGUACUGCAAACACACUGAUUAAGCAAAUGCUGUUUCGUUAUCAAGGUCAUAUUGGUGCUGCACUCAUUUUGGGUGGUUUUGAUCUUGAUGGACCGCAAUUGUAUUGCAUUUAUCCACAUGGUUCUACCGAGAAGCUGAAAUAUACUACUAUGGGAUCUGGAUCAUUGGCAGCAAUGGCGGUCUUUGAAAGCAGAUGGAGACCCGAUUUACCGGAGGAAGAGGCGAAGCAAUUGGUGGCAGAUGCAAUUCGCGCAGGCGUGUUCAACGAUCUAGCGUCAGGAUCCAAUGUGGAUCUUUGCGUCAUUCGUAAGACCGGUGUUGAUUAUCUGCGACCAUAUGAUACCGCCUGUGUGAAAGGCGAGCGGCAAAUUAGUUAUCGUUACAAGCCCGGCACCACCGCAGUGCUUACCAAGACAGUGCAGCCGAUUAUCGUAGAGGAGGAGACUGUGCGUACAAUUCAACACGAAGCAAUGGACACGUCUGCAUAAGAUUCUUAAUUAAUUCAGCUCUAUAUAAACUUAAAUUAUAAUAAACUUUUUCCAAACAGUAAGUGUUGAUUAUAAAAUCUAAUCUUUAAAUAUUUCUAAUAAAAAUAUUGUGGGAUGUGCACAAAGCAUACAAUUUCUAAAUGCUGGCUCUCUCUCGAAAAAAAAACCUACUUAA
Camponotus floridanus (Florida carpenter ant) is the source of this 1115-nucleotide messenger RNA. RefSeq names its product proteasome subunit beta type-7 (gene Prosbeta2). Lineage: Eukaryota; Metazoa; Arthropoda; Insecta; Hymenoptera; Formicidae. The transcript is spliced from 4 exons. Gene Ontology annotation, molecular function: threonine-type endopeptidase activity. The coding region runs from base 107 to 940 and encodes 277 amino acids. Gene Ontology annotation, cellular component: proteasome core complex. The record is from RefSeq and is a predicted model, not a curated record.